Hyaloperonospora brassicae is the source of this 360-nucleotide messenger RNA. Lineage: Eukaryota; Oomycota; Peronosporomycetes; Peronosporales; Peronosporaceae. The record is from the annotation of a GenBank genome assembly.
AUGACGUUGGUCCAGCACGUGCAUCGCGUCGCCCCCCGCGCAUCGCGUGCGCUGUCCCGCGCCGCUCGCUCGACCGCUGCCGCGGAGCCAAAGUAUUACAUUCUGCAGUACGCGUACGUGGACGACAUGGCGGACCGUCGAGGACCGUUUCGCGCCGAGCACUUGGAACGUGCGGGCAAAGCCAAACAGGACGGCCACGUCGUGAUGGGCGGCGCGCUCGUGAAGCCUCUGGACGCUGGCGUCUUUGUCUUUAACGUGGCGGACACGGCCGUUAUUGACGCGUUUGUGGCGAACGACCCGUACGUUGUGAACAAACUGGUCACGUCGCACUCGAUUCGAGAGUGGAUGGUCGUUGUCUAG